AAUGGGAUAAAUAGAGAGAGAUAGAAAGUACCUCUUUUGAUAUCCAUUUGUGGAUAAACUUCAAUCCAGCAAAAUUCACUUCUGAGCAUGAUUGCCUGAAUUGUUAGUUUAAUAACAUCUAAUAUAGGGCUGAAUAUAAUACUACUACAAUAUGUAUCAAACUGUAAAUUUUAAAUUUUAACUGUAAAUAAAACCUGUAAAUCAUAAUUUCUACUGGUUACACACGCGUCCGCGUACUAACUAAAUAAAGAAGACCAUCAUCAUUUUCAAAUCAAUCUUUAACCAUAUGUCAGCAACAACAGGUAUUUACAUUCACAAGAAAGUUCAGUAGUAAUGUCACAGACUAAGAGACAUAAUGAUACUCAGGCUCAUUCAUUGCCUGCUGGGUCUCAAUCAGUAUCGUCAACCAUUGAGCUCACGCCUUCUCAACAACAAUUACUAAAGAAGGUGAGAAGACCAAAUGGUACUGAAGAACCAUCAGAAUUCGAAAGAGAACUUUUGAAUAUGACUGAAAGUGCUAAGGAGUUGGGUCUGGAAGAAGAUCAAAACUGGUCAAGACCACGAAUACCCGCAGGCUUUAGUAGUGAUACCUAUGAUAUCUCUUUUCAACAAUUAGAUGCUGAAGAAUAUUAUAGUGGAGAUGAUACAUAUGCAAGAUUCUUUGGUGUUACUGAAGAAGGUUAUUCAGUAUUAUGUAAUGUUACCGGAUUUGUUCAUUAUUUUUACGUUCCUGUUCCAAAAGGGUUUGUUCAAAAUCAACAUUUGGCUCGAUUUACCAGUUAUUUAAAGGAAAAUUAUGAUGGUGUAAAAGAUGUGGGUAUAAAGUUGAAAGAAUCGAUUUGGGGGUUCAAUAAUAAUAUAAAGACUCAAUUCUUUCAAGUCUAUGUUAAUAACACUAAAAAUAUAACCAAAAUAAGAGGUGCCUUUGAAAGAGGUGAAGUCAGAUUUGAAAAUUUAUUUCCUCCUCAAAGUGUUUCAUUUGAUAAUAUUAAUUAUGUAUUAAGAUUGAUGAUUGAUUGUAAAAUAACAGGAAUGUCGUGGAUCACCUUACCAAAGACUACAUAUCAAGUGGUUUCUCCUGAUAUCAGUAUUUCCACUUGUCAAAUAGAAUGUUCCAUCGAUUAUAAGGAUUUAAUAUCGCAUGCACCUGAAGGUGAAUGGUUGAAAAUGGCACCUCUUAGAAUCUUAUCAUUUGAUAUCGAAUGUGCAGGUAGAAAAGGUAUCUUUCCUGAAGCUGAACAUGAUUCAGUCAUUCAAAUUGCUAAUGUUGUUCUGAGAUAUGGGGAAUCAAGACCAUUUGUGAGAAAUGUAUUCACGGUGAAUACAUGUUCUUCAAUCAUUGGAUCUCAAAUCUUUGAGCAUGAAAAAGAAGGAGAUAUGCUUACUCAUUGGCGUGAUUUUGUGGUUCAAGUAGAUGCUGAUGUCAUUAUUGGGUAUAAUACUGCUAAUUUCGAUAUUCCUUAUCUUCUUGAUAGAGCCAAAGCAUUGGGUGUUAAUAGAUUUCCAUACUUUGGAAGAUUAAAGACUGUAAGGCAAGAAGUUAAAGAUUCAACUUUCAGUUCAAGAGCAUAUGGUACCAGAGAGAAUAAAGUUGUCAAUAUCGACGGUAGAAUGCAAUUAGAUCUUUUACAAUUUAUUCAAAGAGAAUAUAAGCUUAGAUCUUAUACUUUGAAUUCAGUAUCAGCACAUUUCUUAGGAGAGCAGAAAGAAGAUGUGCAGCAUUCGAUUAUUACUGAUUUACAGAAUGGUACAAAGGAAACUAGAAGAAGGUUGGCUGUUUAUUGUUUGAAGGAUGCAUAUUUACCUUUAAGAUUGUUGGAUAAGCUUAUGUGUCUUGUUAAUUAUACAGAAAUGGCAAGAGUCACUGGUGUUCCGUUUUCAUACUUACUUUCAAGAGGUCAACAAAUUAAAGUUAUUUCGCAAUUGUUCAGAAAAUGUUUGGAAGAAGAUAUCGUUAUUCCAAAUAUGAAAUCUGAAGGCACUAACGAAGAAUAUGAAGGUGCCACAGUUAUUGAACCUCUGAGAGGUUAUUAUGAUGUUCCAAUUGCCACUUUGGAUUUCAGUUCGUUAUAUCCUUCCAUUAUGAUGGCUCAUAACUUAUGUUACACUACAUUACUUAAUAGACAAUCCAUUGCUGCAUUCAACUUGACAGAAGAUGAUUAUACAAAAACUCCAAAUGGGGAUUAUUUCAUAAAGGACAAUAAAAGACAAGGUAUAUUACCUACCAUUUUAAAUGAAUUGCUUACAGCUAGAAAGAAAGCUAAAGCGGAUUUAAAGAAAGAAACAGAUCCAUUUAAAAGAGAUGUUCUUAAUGGUAGACAAUUAGCAUUAAAGAUUUCUGCCAAUUCGGUUUAUGGAUUCACAGGGGCUACUAUUGGUAAAUUACCAUGUUUACAAAUAUCUUCAUCAGUUACUGCUUUCGGUAGAGAAAUGAUUGAAAAGACAAAGAAUGAAGUUCAAGAAUUCUAUUCGAAAAAGAAUGGUCAUCCUUAUGAUGCACAAGUUAUUUAUGGUGAUACUGAUUCAGUUAUGGUUAAAUUCGGUUAUCAAGAUUUAGAAACUUGUAUGAAAUUAGGUGAAGAAGCAGCUAAAUUUGUGUCUACCAAGUUUAAAAAACCAAUCAACUUAGAAUUCGAGAAGGUUUAUUUCCCCUAUUUAUUAAUCAACAAAAAGAGAUAUGCUGGUUUAUACUGGACUAGACCUGAUAAGUUUGAUAAGAUGGAUACUAAAGGUAUUGAAACCGUUAGAAGAGAUAAUUGUCGAUUAGUUCAAAAUGUUAUUACCAAAGUCUUAGAAUUCAUAUUAGAAGAUAGAGAUGUGGAGAAAGCUUGUCGAUUUGUCAAACAAACUAUUGCCGAUUUAUUGCAAAACAGAAUUGAUUUAUCACAAUUAGUUAUUACAAAGGCCUACGCCAAACAUGAAUAUGCUGGUAAACAAGCCCAUGUUGAAUUGGCUGAAAGAAUGAGAAAAAGAGAUGCUGGUUCUGCUCCAGCUUUAGGUGAUCGUGUUGCCUAUGUCAUUAUUAAUUCAGGAAGUGACAAAGCUUAUGAAAAAUCAGAAGAUCCUUUAUAUGUGUUAGAGAAUUCCUUACCAAUAGAUGUCAAAUACUAUCUUGAUAAUCAAUUAACCAAACCAUUAGAAAGAAUUUUCGUUCCAAUAUUAGGUGAAUCUAAAACCAAGGAAUUGUUAGCAGGUGCUCAUACUAGAACCAUCAAACUCUCAGCUCCAAAGACUGGUGGUCUUAUGAGAUUUGCCACGAAGACUGAGGUUUGUGUCUAUUGUAAGACUCCAUUAAAAGCUGAUAAUCAUGGUGCAUUAUGUCCAAAUUGUAUAAGAGAAGGUAGAGGACCAGGAUUAUAUGGUAAUGCCUUAUCACAAAUGAAUUAUUUGGAGAAUAAAUUCUCUAGAUUAUGGACAGAAUGUCAAAGAUGUCAAGGAUCAUUACAUCAAGAAGUUUUAUGCUCGAAUAAAGAUUGUCCGAUAUUCUAUAUGAGAAAGAAGGCACAAAAGGAUGUACAUCAACAAUCUCUAGAAAUCGUAAGAUGGGAUCAAACUAUCUGGUGAGUCCAAUAUAUAUAUUUAUAUUUCAUAGGCUCAUAAUGUAUAUUAUUUUUAUUAAAAACGUUGAAAUGCGACAGUAGUAGUUAUAAUCAAAAAAUUUUGCGCCCAAAAAUUAAAAAUGCAACUUUAGUGGUUGUCCUAG
This is a messenger RNA of Scheffersomyces coipomensis, 3703 nucleotides long. It is a transcript of the gene POL3, whose product is annotated as DNA-directed DNA polymerase delta. Gene Ontology annotation, molecular function: DNA-directed DNA polymerase activity; DNA binding; 3'-5'-DNA exonuclease activity. NCBI's taxonomy places the organism in Eukaryota, Fungi, Ascomycota, Pichiomycetes, Serinales, Debaryomycetaceae. The record is from RefSeq and is a predicted model, not a curated record. Gene Ontology annotation, cellular component: delta DNA polymerase complex. The transcript has a single exon. Bases 334 to 3564 code for a protein of 1076 amino acids. Gene Ontology annotation, biological process: DNA replication proofreading; DNA-templated DNA replication; nucleotide-excision repair, DNA gap filling.